AGCUGCAUUUAAACACGCCCCUUCCAAACGCUUGUUGAAUAGAAAUGACAAGGAAACAUGCCAACCGCUGAAGACGAAUCUCAUGCAUCGUUAUAACCGCGCGCAGGCUCAUUCUUUCGCGUUAUUAUGCCGUCUGAGCGCCACUCCAUCGCGGUGCAUGCUGUGGAUCUGAACGGAGCCACGGGGAAAGCCGCUUGGGAGCGAGCCAAAAAUUACAACUGAAAGAAGAAACCCAACCCUGCUUCGAUUACGCACCGAGAGAGGGAGCACGCUGAAUGUGACAGCCUGUAGUCAGGGGCACUUCAACAACUCAUCUGCGAGGCUGAGAUCGACCGUGUACGCUACUUUAUCCGUGUUCUGGUGUGUGCACCUUCAAAGGAUGUAGACGUCGGCCUGCUAUACUUCGCUUUGGCAUGCUCGCUUUAACAACGCGUUUUUUGAAUAGGCAAUGCCUUCCCUACGUGUUUUGUGGCGCAAACUACGAAAACCAUGCGCUUAUCUUAGUGAUUCGUCCUCUUGCUUAGGUAUACGUGUGUUAAUAGUUUAAAAUGCCUAGGUUUUGAUAAAUACACACACAUAUAUAUAUAUAUAUAUUUUUUACGGACGGAAAAUAUCAAAUUCGGCUGGGAGGAGCAACUCUAUCUACACUUCGGCUUCCACGACAAUAUCCAAGUGGGUUUUUGAUGGAGCUGGAGAACAUUGUUGCAAACACGGUACUCCUGAAGGCCAGAGAGGGUGGAGGAGGAAAACGAAAAGGAAGGAGUAAAAAAUGGAGGGAGAUCCUCCGCUUCCCUCAUAUCAGUCAGUGCACAGAUUUGAGCAAAACCAUCGAGCCAGAUUACUUCAGCCUGUGUGAGAAGCAGCCCAUCGGGAGACUUCUGUUUCGCCUCUACUGUGAGACCAGACCAGAGUUGCAGCGAUGCAUACAACUUCUAGAUGCUAUGGAAGACUACGAGGUGACGCCAGAUGAGAAGAGAAAGAGUCAAGGAGAUGAGAUCAUCAAGAAGUUUCUCACCAAGCAGUCCCCUGAGUGUGUGGAUGUAGCCGAGGGUCUUGCUGAGAGCUGCAGAGAGAAUCUAGAACUGAGUCCCUGCAAAGAGAUCUUCAGUGACUGUCGCAAAGCUCUUCAUGACUACUUGAGUGGUGCUCCCUUCAUUGACUAUCAGAACAGCAUGUACUUUGACCGCUUCCUCCAGUGGAAGAUGCUAGAAAGACAGCCCAUCACAAAAGACACAUUUCGCCAAUAUAGAGUUCUGGGGAAAGGAGGCUUUGGGGAGGUGUGUGCGUGCCAGGUGAGAGCCACAGGUAAAAUGUAUGCCUGUAAAAAGCUGGAGAAGAAAAGGAUAAAGAAGAGGAAGGGCGAGGCCAUGGCCCUCAAUGAGAAACAGAUUCUUGAGAAGGUCAACAGCAGGUUUGUGGUGAGUUUAGCAUAUGCCUAUGAGACCAAAGAUGCCCUGUGUUUGGUACUGACCAUAAUGAACGGUGGGGAUCUGAAGUUUCACAUCUAUAACAUGGGAACUCCAGGCUUUGAGAAGGAGCGUGUGCAGUUCUACGGCGCUGAGAUCUGCUGCGGUCUAGAUCAUCUGCAUCAAGAGUCUAUCGUCUACAGGGAUUUAAAACCAGAGAAUAUACUCUUAGAUGACAAUGGUCAUAUCCGGAUUUCAGACCUGGGGCUGGCCAUUAAAGUGCCUGAUGGAGAGCAGAUCCGGGGCCGAGUGGGGACAGUGGGCUACAUGGCUCCAGAGGUGAUUAAUAACGAGCUGUAUAGCAUGAGUCCGGACUGGUGGGGGUUGGGUUGUCUGAUCUAUGAGAUGACCGCCGGGCGAUCGCCUUUCCGUGCUCGCAAAGAGCGAGUGAAGAGGGAGGAGGUGGAGAAGAGGGUGCAGGACGAAGAAGAAGAGUACAGUGACAAGUUUUCAGAAGACACCAAAGCCAUCUGCAGGAUGCUGUUAGCUAAAGAUCCUAAGCAGAGGCUUGGCUGCCAGGCGGACGGAGCUGCCGGAGUCAAAGCCCAUCCCUUCUUCAAGAACAUCAACUUCAAGAGAUUAGAGGCCGGCAUUCUGGAACCUUCCUUUGUGCCUGAUCCCAGAGCGGUCUACUGUAAAGACGUUCUGGACAUUGAGCAGUUCUCCACCGUUAAGGGUGUCAACCUGGACCAAACAGACAAUGAUUUCUACUCCAAGUUUGCCACUGGCAGUGUCUCCAUCCCAUGGCAGAACGAGAUGAUCGAGACGGAGUGCUUUAGCGACCUUAACGUAUUUGGGCCUCAGGGGUCACGACCCCCUGACCUGGACUGGAACCAGCCUCCCGAGCCGCCCCGCCGCAGCCUGCUGGACAGGAUCUUUAGGAGACAUGUGAGGAUCUCCUCCACUUCCACUACAGAGGAACACCCCAGAGAACACAAUAGUUAACUACAGACCAGCAUCCAGAGGUGACCAUCGCUCACAGCCUGGUCUUGUCUUCCAGCGUCAACUCUGUUGACUCCAUGUCAAACUCUGCCCCCUAGUGGACAGACAGCUGCAGGACUACAGGGAACAAAAACAAGCGAGCGAUAAAGAGAAAGGAAAAAAAACGAGAGUAAGGAACUUCUGCCCUUUAAAGGCUGCUCUUUAGAACAUGGAAGAGUCUGUUUUCCUCACCUUGGCCCGCACUAACCAUCUACGGCCUGCAGAGAAGACAGGAGACCAAACAAACUCCCGUUAAGAGACGAAAAGACCUUUAUUUAUCCAAUUUGUGACCGAAAGGAGGACUUGUAUUCCUUCACCUCAUGCUCCCUCAGGAUUGCUGGACCAGUAAAGAGCCACUGACAGUGACAGAAUAUUAACUCAUAUUAUUCAGGGGAUUUUAUCAGCAAAGAAGAGGCCUCAACAGGGAACGGGAAGGGGGCUUUUUAAAUUUUGAUUGUUUUGCGAAGGAAAGAUAAUAUAGUGAACUUAAGACACUCUUCACAAACACACACACACACACACACUUUUUUUCAUUCAUCCCUGUCAUAAUACCUACCAUUUUUUUUUUUUUUCAUUCUGUCUACACAUAACACCUUCAACCUCAAUACUCUCAGGCCAAAGAUAUAGCUUAUUAAAGGAAAACAUGUAUUUGAAUAACCAUUGCCAUAUUUUGUUCCAGCGAGUGACGUAAGGCCUAAAAGCACAAGAAGAAUCCGAGUUUUGUUAAGCUGGAUGUCUUUCCCUCCUAUUUCAUUUGCAUAUUAUGUGAAAUCACUCAAAAAUAAACUGAAUUUACCAGUUUUGGCCAAUUCACAAAGUUGCGCAACGGACAAAGGAAUAUUCUGGGUUCAAUACAAGUUAAGCUCAAUCAACAGCAUUUGUGGCAUAAUAUUGAUUAUCACAAAAAUGUAUUACAACUUGCAUGGUUUUAGGCAGUCAACCAGCAGAUACAUAGCCAAUCACAGUACAACAUAUCGGGUCAGGGAGUCCUUCUCAUCUUAUCACUUAAAUAUUUGCUUCCGAACGUACAUUAACAGACUAUUUCACCAGAUUAAAAAAAAAUACUUAUUUAAAUAGAAAUGACUAAAAUGAUUGGUCGCUUAACAUUUUGUAGGCAAUUUUGGGUUGAAUUUGAGUAAACCAGAAUAACAUAAAUUUUCACAACUCAGCAGCUGUUUUCUAUUAUUUAUACAGAUUCCUACUGGUAGGAGGAGAUUUUCAGAGAUUCUCAGAAAAAGUUCCCCAACUUUCAUUGUACUCUCUACAUUAGUAUCCUUUUAAAAUGAGGUUUUCAGUUGUAAAGACAUGGACAUCCAGAAUGCACAGGCCUAAAUAUACAUUGGUAUGCCCUGCAUAAAGAAUAUGUGGAACUUUGUUAGGUUAAUGUUUCUUUAAUAAAUGGGUAGAUUAUCAGUAACCUAGAGCAACUCGAAAAAGAAAAGGAUAUUUGCCUGUCAUAAUAUAAUUGUGUCUCAACCUUUCAUGCCAUGCAAGAGUUGGUAAGCUUGCAUUUACAAGGUUUUUAUAUGCCUCAAAGUUCAUUAAUUCAACUUAAAUAACAAAUCAAGUGUAUUAUCAUGGUGGCUUGAAAUUAUUUCACAAAUAUGUACGCUAAGUGCCAUGUCAUCCAAUCAUUACGUUUAUCAGUUAUGCCAUUUAAGGAAUAGUUCACCCAAAAAUGAAAAUUCUCUCAUCAUUUACUCACCCGCAUGCCAUCCUAGAGUUGAAUGACUAUUUUUGUUUUGCUGCACACAAACAAAGAUUUUUAGAAGAAUAUCUCAGUUCUGUAGGUCCACACAAUGCAAGUGAAUGGGUACCAACAUUUUGAAGGUCCAAAAAGUACAUAAAUGCAUUGUAAAAGCAAUCGAUACGACUCCAGUGGUUAAAUCCAUAUCUUCUAAAACUAUAUGAUAGGUGUGGGUGAGUAACAGAUCAAUAUUGAAGUAAUUUUUUACCAAAAAUUAUCCUCCCUGCCCAGUAGGUGGCGAUAGGCUUGAAGCAUGCAAAUUACCAAAAACAAAAAAAGAAUAUGAAAGUGACAGUGGAGAUUUAUUGUAAAAAAAUGUCUUAAAUAUUGAUCUGUUUCUCACCCACACCUAUCAUAUCGCUUCUGAAGACAUGGAUUAAACCACUGGAGUCAUAUGGAUUACUUUUAUGCUGCGUUUUGUUCUUUUUGGAGCUUUAAAAUUCUGGCCACCAUUCACUUGCACUGUAUGGACUUACAGAGCUGAAAUAUUCUUCUAAAAUCUUUGUGUUCAGCAGAAGAAAGAAAGUCAUACACAUCUGGGAUGGGAGUGAGGGUGAGUAAAUGAUGAAAGAAUUUUCAUUUUUGGGUGAACUAUCCCUUUAAAAUUCCAUGCCAGAAAUGUUCUCUGAAGGUUUUACUGUGAUGUCAAUGUCCAAACAUAGUGUGUGUUAAAACAUUUCACUUUAUUUCUCAUUUGGACCGUGUGUAAUAACUGAUUAUUGCACUGUAUUAUGAUAUUACAACAUGUUUCAUAAAUUGCACAGCACAUUGCAUUGUAAAUUCAAUAGUCAUUAAGUGGGACCAAUGUGUCUGCUGUGACUCUGUGCAGUCACAGUUGCUUUAUGGAGGUAAAGACUGACUGCUCACAUGUAGGUGGGUUAAUUCUGUGUAGUUAGCUGUGGUGAGGCUUUAAUUGCCACAUUGGGGUAUGUUGUGUGAUGAUUUGUGGUCAGUUUCAAACUAAAUUCAGAAUUGAUAGAGUCAGAAAUGAUUCAUGCAAAUACAUUUCCCUUUUACAAAUUGUGGCCAAUGUUGACCGUUUUUGUCCUUACGAUUACAGGGAAUAUUCCUCACUUUUGCCACUUUGUCAAGUAUCUGAUUUGGGGAAACCUCUUAACCCGGUUGGUCAGUUGUUACAAAGAUUGAUUAGUUUGAUACUUUGACAAUUUAGGCAAACUUCCCCCUAUGUAUGCAGAGGAAAAACUGUGCAUAUUAUUUCUUUAUGGUGCAUUGAUGGUUUAGUAAGUGUUUAUAGCACUCUAUACCUUAAAAAAUGUAAACUGAUAUUUUAUGCUAUAUUGGGAAAUAAUUGUUGAUGUGAUCCCUAUUGAAUUUAAAGCGUGAAAAGGUAAAGGAAAGGUAUACCAUUUUUUAUAUAUAAAGUCAACAUACUCCUAUUCUAAGUGUCCUAACUGGACGAGGAUGUUUAGUGACAGCCAAUGCCCAAUGAGCUGCUGUAAACUAGCAUUAUUUGUAUAAUAAUGGAAGAUUGUUAGGUCUGAAAUGAAAUUGUUGACCUAAUGGCCUUCUCUUAACUGCAGCACUGCAUUUCUUCCAAGCCUCUUUCAUUUCAAGGGAAAUGUAACAUGCAACAGCUGUGAAGUUUGAAAAAGAUGGUGAACUUGUCCUUAGACUGAGAGUGAACAUGUUGCUUAUGUAUACUUCCUGAAAUUUCUCCAUACAACAAUGUGAGAAAUGACUUUGUGGUGACAGAAAUGUAAUGGUUGCAUAAAAGGGAACUCACCUUUAAAACAGUGACCAAACGAAAAGGGAAUUGGAGUGGUAUUUAUUUUGAGAUUCAAAUCUGGUAUUUGUCGCUAAAGGGAAAAUCAGUUUUUGAAACUGAGGACAUGGGUCCUGUUGGAUUCACUUUUUUUAUGUACAGUUCUUGAAGAGUUUUAACUACAUUCUGGGGAAAAAAACAAAAAAACAAUGAAGUGCCUCCUUUUUAGUAGUCUAGUCCAGGUUAUUGCCCAUGAUACGGUUUGCACUGGUGUGUCACUUCAGUCAUUCACACGAUGCAAACAUGCACACACAUUUUAAAGAGAGGUGUUGUACUACGCUGAUUGCAUGUGAAGCCAAACCUGACAAAGUACUUCUGAAUAAAACCUGUGCUGGCCUACACAUAACAGUGUAGUUCUUUUAAAAAUGUCAGUGUGUUUGUAUUUUUCAAGGUUCCAACAGUCAUGGAAAACGUGAAAAUGUUAAGGAAUUUAAAAUUGUGAUUUCAAGGCUGAUAAAAGCAAUGGAAAUGAAGAAAAUUCUGUAGUGAAUAUAUUGUUUUCUAGUCACACUUAGCUAUAAAAUAUUCUGUCGGCUAGAAAUUGGUCUUUGUGAGUGCAACCUCUGUAAAUGAGUUUCAAAAAUUCCAGUGAUUACAAGCAAACUGGAAAAAGUACAAAAUUCUAAGUAAAAAAUAAUAAUACAUGGAAAUGUAUUGGUCAACAGGUGUGUUAACCCUGUGUUUUGCAUUACAUAUUAUAACAUUCAGUACAUGAGUACCAUGAGUGUUAAAUGAACACAAAUAUUGAAAUAGUAUGGGAAUAGAAAAAGUGAAGUA
This is a messenger RNA of Myxocyprinus asiaticus (Chinese sucker), 6754 nucleotides long. RefSeq names its product G protein-coupled receptor kinase 5-like. Gene Ontology annotation, biological process: signal transduction; protein phosphorylation; regulation of signal transduction. Gene Ontology annotation, cellular component: cytoplasm. Bases 684 to 2411 code for a protein of 575 amino acids. The record is from RefSeq and is a predicted model, not a curated record. Gene Ontology annotation, molecular function: G protein-coupled receptor kinase activity; ATP binding. Lineage: Eukaryota; Metazoa; Chordata; Actinopteri; Cypriniformes; Catostomidae. The transcript has 16 exons.